Molecule: messenger RNA, 11445 nt
Organism: Microsporum canis CBS 113480
Lineage: Eukaryota; Fungi; Ascomycota; Eurotiomycetes; Onygenales; Arthrodermataceae
Product: transcription-associated protein 1
Exons: 3
Coding region: 1-11445 (3814 amino acids)
Biological process (GO): DNA repair; regulation of DNA-templated transcription
Cellular component (GO): nucleus; NuA4 histone acetyltransferase complex; SAGA complex
Molecular function (GO): transcription coregulator activity; protein binding
Source: RefSeq, a predicted model, not a curated record
AUGGAACGCGAAUCGAUUGAGCGAAAUUUCGACGCCUAUGUGACGAAAUUGGGUGAUCCUAAUGUCGAAACCAAAGUAAAAUGCGCUGCUGCGGUUGAGAUCCGCGACACCUUGGAGCACUUAUGCUCGGGCGCUACAUACUCCAUUUUCCUGGCGAAGCUAUGGCCGGCGUUCAAGAAGGUGCUGAAGGGAGAGCCAGUGUUUAUCAGUUUAUCGUUUGAGCAGAAACUGCGGAAUUGUAUCCUGGAGAUCCUCCAUCGUCUGCCUCUAGAGCUUCCGGAAGUCGAACCAUAUGCUGGUGACAUGGUUGACCUGCUUAUAGAGCUUGUCCGAAAUGAGAACGAAGAAAAUGCUGUUAUCUGUAUGAAGACAAUCAUGGACCUACAGCGGCGCCAAGUCAGGGCAACACAAUCGAGAGUUCAAUCAUUUUUGGAGCUCAUCCAGAACAUGUUUGAGGGAAUGCCCCAGGUCGUAAAAGAUACGUUCGAGACGCCGCAGGCUCAGACGUCCACUCCUGGAAUGCCUUCAACACCCAACACAGCAUCCCAGAAUUUCCAGUCUCCACGGCCCAGUUCUCCGGCGACUUCGGUAUCUGAUCUUGGGCCCGAACAGCAGCAACCAAACCAGCUGCUAGCGAAGGGUAUGCACUCGUUCAAGGUCCUUGCGGAGUGUCCCAUCAUUGUCGUCUCAAUCUUUCAGAUACAUCGCAGCUCUGUAACCACCAAUGUGAAGGUGUUUGGUCCUCUGAUUAAAGGAAUAUUACUGCUUCAGGCAAAACCACAAGAGAAAGCUCAUAGUGAUGCAAAAGCUCAGGGGAAAAUUUUCACUGGAGUUAGCAAGGAUAUCAAAAAUAGGGCUGCUUUUGGAGAAUUCAUCACCCUCCAAGUUAAAACCAUGAGCUUCCUUGCAUAUCUGCUUAGAGUGUAUGCAAAUCACCUCCAGGACUUCCUUCCUUCCCUACCUGGAGUUGUGAUUCGUCUGUUGCAAGAUUGCCCCAGAGAGAAAUCGAGUGCGAGGAAGGAACUUCUAGUCGCCAUUCGCCACAUAAUAAAUUUCAAUUAUCGCAAGAUCUUCCUCGAAAAAUUGGAUGACCUUUUAGACGAGCGGACCCUGAUAGGAGAUGGCCUCACUGUCUAUGAAGCUCUCCGGCCGCUGGCGUAUAGCAUGCUAGCCGACCUGAUACACCAUGUGCGAGAAUCGCUCACUCGAGACCAAAUUCGCCGCACUCUCGAAGUUUACACCAAAAAUCUCCAUGAUGACCUCCCAGGAACAAGUUUCCAAGCAAUGAGCGCCAAGCUUCUGCUGAACAUGGCUGAGAAGAUAGCAAGCAUGGAGAAUAAAAAAGAAGCACGGUACUUCUUGAUCAUGAUUCUUGAUGCUAUUGGGGAUAAAUUUGCGUCCAUGAACUACCAGUUCAAAAACGCGGUUAAAGCAUCCAAACUAGUCAAGCAAAACGCCGAUACUUUGGCAGAAGGAUACCUUGCCGACAAGAACAAUCCUCCUGAUUGGGAUGAAAUUGAUAUAUUCACCGCAGCACCGAUCAAAGCUACUAACCCCAGAGAUAGAAAUGCUGACCCUGUUAACGAUAAUAAGUUCUUAUUCAAGACACUUAUCACAGGGCUGAAAGGCCUGUUCUAUCAGCUUAAAAGCUGCAACCCUGAGGAUCUCAAACUGGACCCGUCAUACACACCGGUUAACUGGGCUGAAGUGUCGUUCGGUUAUAACGCUGAAGAAGUCCGCAUCAUCAAGAAACUCUUCCACGAGGGCGCCGGUCUCUUCAGAUAUUAUGGCGCUGAGAACAAGGAGCCUGAGACACAAUAUGCGACUCCCCUUGAAUUCCUCUCUAGUCAGUAUAUGCGACACAUGAGUAGUGAGGAAAAAGAACUCCUUGAAAGUUUUGGGACCAUUUUCCAUUGUGUUGAUACGGCCGCGUUCCAUGAAGUCUUCAAGAGUGAGAUUCCAUAUCUACAUAACCUCAUGUUGGAACAUAGUGCCUUACUUCACCUACCGCAAUUCUUCUUAGCAAGUGAGGCUACUUCUCCGGCUGUUGCUGGAAUGACUCUACAAUACCUCAUGGAACAUAUUCAUGAAGUCGGCUCUUCGGAUGCGGGCAAUUCUCGAAUUCUCCUAAGGAUGUUCAAGCUUUCCUUCAUGGCUGUCACGCUUUUCUCAGCACAGAACGAGCAGGUGCUGCAUCCGCAUGUCACAAAGAUCGUGGCUAAAUGUAUUGAAUAUUCUGUAACCGCAGAAGAACCGAUGAACUAUUUCCUACUCCUUAGGUCGUUAUUCAGAAGUAUUGGCGGAGGGCGUUUUGAGUUGCUUUACAAAGAGCUUCUUCCAUUGCUUGAAAUGUUACUGGAAACGUUCAACAAUCUCCUACUCGGUGCUAGAAAGACACAGGAACGGGAUCUAUACGUUGAACUGACGCUGACUGUGCCCGCACGCCUGAGUCACUUGCUUCCGCAUCUGAGCCAUCUUAUGAGGCCGUUAGUCGUUGCUCUUCGCGCAGGGUCAGAUCUCGUCAGCCAGGGGCUUAGGACUCUUGAACUCUGUGUCGACAAUCUUACCGCAGACUACUUGGACCCUAUUAUGGCUCCGAUAAUGGACGAACUUAUGACCGCACUUUGGGACCAUCUCCGACCCAACCCUUACAGCCACUUUCAUGCCCACACAACAAUGAGGAUUCUUGGGAAACUUGGUGGACGAAAUCGGAAAUUCCUUAACCACCCCCCUGAGCUCUCAUUCCAACAAUACUCUGAUGAUACUCCGAGUAUGGAUGUGAAACUCAUUGGAUCUAGCAAGGAUAGAGCCUUCCCCCUCGAUAUCGGAAUCGACUUGGCAUUAGGCAAAUUGCUAGAAACGAUCCCAGUAAAUGCAUCUGCAACCGUUAAAAAAUCCGAUGUUUUCUACAAGAAACAAGCCUAUCGUAUGCUGAGCUCUCAACUCAAGCUUUACAUUGGCUUUGAACAUCCACCUGAUGACCUCGCGACAAUUUUGCGCCUUCAAGCCAAUGAUCUUGCUGAUGGAAAGUUCUCGGGGACAGUAGACAUCCUGGAAAAAUCUGAUCGUCAAUGCUCUUCCUCGAAGAAACUUGCACAGGAGACUACCCUGAAGAAGUUAUUGAAAGCCUGCAUAGUCGCGACUACAAUUCCACAUCUCAAACAAACUGCGACAACGUUCUUAACUGACGUUUGCCGUCAUUUCACCAUCAUUGAGACUGGUCGAUCCCUCGCACAGUCCCGGCAUAUACGACGGCCCUUUAACGUGUCACUCGGAGAAGGCCCCUUGUAUCUGGAUACAAGAACUCUUGCCGAUGCUGUUGUCGAAUGCCUAGCCUCUGAAGAUCCGGCAGUGCGCGACGCUGCUAAGGAGGUCAUCUUCAAUGUCCGCAGUGCCGCGCUUGUUAUAUUUGGCUCAGCUGAAAAGGCAGGGAAACUUCCGUUCUUCUCUCAUCUUGGUAGAACGCUUUGUCAUGCCUGCCAUGAUGAGGAGUGGUUCACGAAGGCUGCUGGAAGCCUGGGUAUUCAUCUCUUUGUGACUGAGCUGGACUUGGGAAGCGCUUGGUUGGUCGACCGCCAGAUUGAAUUCAUUCGUGCUCUCAUGUACGUGAUUAAGGACACAUCAUCGGAUUUCCCGGGAGCAACUCGAAUCCAAGCUCAGAAGACAAUGGACUUGAUUCUUCAAAAGUGCAACGAAGGGAUUUCUAAAGAUGAGCUGAAAAAUGAAAAAAGCAGGGUCUUAGGUUUGUGUGGCAUCCUGAGCUACGAAUUAUCUCAUAUGAACAAGCACGUCCGCCAGGCUGCCCAGAGCGGAAUAUCAACUCUUGCAACGACUUUAAAUGCGGAAGUUCAUGAGUUGAUUACCCCCGUCAAAGACCGGCUCUUGAUGCCAAUCUUCAAUAAGCCACUGCGUGCUUUACCUUUCCCUACUCAGAUAGGUUGCAUUGAAGCAAUAGCGUACUGUUUAGGCCUUCGACAGAACAUCGUCACUUUCAACGACCAGCUUAAUCGCCUUUUGAUGGAAUCAUUGGCGCUUGCUGAUGUGGACGAUGACGCUUUAGCUGCCAAACCAAAUGAGUUCAAAACUGCUGAGCAGAUUGUCAACCUUCGCGUUUCCUGUCUCCGCCUCCUUUCAAUGGCCAUGGGCUUCCCUGAUUUUGCAAGUGGCCCACAGAGCCAUAGCCGCGCUCGAAUAAUCGCUUGUUUCUUUAAAUCUUUGUAUUCGAAAUCGCCAGAGAUCAUCGACGCAGCGAACUCCGGUCUACGUGACGUCCUCACACAGACCAAUAAGUUACCUAAGGAGCUACUUCAGAACGGGCUGCGGCCCAUUUUGAUGAACCUUCAGGACCCAAAACGCCUGAGUGUGGCUGGUUUGGAUGGACUGGCUCGACUUCUCACCCUGUUGACGAAUUAUUUCAAAGUUGAAAUAGGCUCACGGCUCUUGGACCACAUGAGAGUCAUUGCGGAUGAGAACAUAUUGCAGAAAGCGUCUUUUGGGCUUGUGGAGCAGAACCCUCCUAUGAAAAUUGUUGCUGCCAUCUUUAAUAUUUUUCACCUUCUCCCAGCGGCAGCAACUUCGUUUAUGGAAAACCUUGUCAAUAAAGUCUUGUACUUAGAAGACCGGUUGAGACGGACGUCCAGCAGCCCCUUUCGGAAGCCGCUGCUUAAAUAUCUUAACCGAUACCCUAGGGAGAGCUGGGUUUUCAUGCAGGCUAAAUUCCACGAAGAAAAAUAUGGGAGGUUUUUUGGCCAACUUUUAGCAGAUCCUGAGAGUUUUUCCCUGCGCUCUGCUAUUUUUGCUGACUCGGAAACGUUAAUAAAACUCGCCUUCUUGCAGGAAGAAUCUCCUAGGAAAAAUACAGCAGCCAUUAACGGGAUUUACUUCAUUCACUCAAUUUGCUCUCAUGAUUCUACGGAAGGAUUUUUGACCGCGCAGCCAGAACUCAAACGACACCUUUUAAACAGUGGCCGGGAUUUGAAUUCUAAGCUUCGGGGUGACAAACUGCCCCCCGAUGAGCGGCUUAGAGUGGAACAGGCUCAGGACCAGCUACUGGAAAUUUUCACAAUCCAUCUUUCCCAGUCCCUUGAUGAUCUGGACUUCCUCUUUGAUGUUAUUGAUAAGAUCUCGGCCGGCGACUUGAAAACAACCCUUACGUUACCUAAAUUUUUCUAUGAAUUUAUUAUCACAAACCCAUCCAUUGCGUACCGGAAAUCUGUCAUUUCCCGCUGUUUGGAUCUUUACAACCAGCGUAAUUCAGCUCAGAAGUUGAAGACCUAUGCAUUCCAUUAUCUGGUUAAUCCUAUCCUCGCUAUGGAUGUGAAAAACACAUGGGAUAGUCCUACUCCAGGUACGGGGGUUCUUGAUAGGAGUCUGACUGAUCUUAUCCACAACCGGCUAUGGAAACCACAGUUAGGCGAUCUCAGUGAAGAAUCUAGUCAACCGGGCGUGGAUCACUCCCGUAUGGAACUUCUUCAGCUCUCAGCCCUACUUAUUAAAUAUCACCAUGGCAUUGUUCAAGAAACUAGGAAGGAUAUUAUCAAGUUUGCGUGGAGUUACAUUCGCUUGGAGGACACAGUUAACAAAUAUGGAGCAUAUGUGUUGAUCAGUUACUUCAUUGCUCACUAUGAGACACCCUCAAAGAUUGUUGUGCAAAUUUAUGUUGCUUUGCUGAGAGCUCACCAGAAUGAGGGGAAGUCCCUCGUCACUCAAGCGUUGGAGAUUCUGGCGCCUUCGCUUCCGAAGAGGAUUCUCUCUGGACCAGACCCUCGUUUCCCGGUAUGGGCGAGAUGGCCACGGCGCAUUCUAACGGAAGAAACGGCGAAUCUACAACAGGUCAUGAGUAUAUUGCAAUUUCUUGUUCGACAACCUGACCUAUUUUAUGAGGCUCGUGAAAAUUUCAUUCCUCUGAUAAUACCUUCCCUCGUCAAGAUUGCAGGCCCCAAUAAUUUGUCAUUUGAUAGCAGAAAGCUAGUUUUACACCUAGUCACUCUUAUUUGGACAUGGGAAGAAAAAAGGGUUACUGGGCGGCGAGACCCGGCGUCACCAAAUUCUAUGAAACGAAAAUUGGCUGAUAUGGAGAUGCAAGCAUCACCAUCAAUGAGUACAACACCACUCCCACCAAAAGAGCGUCCGGAAUAUACCAUCCCACUGGACCUGAGGACGCCUCUCGUGAAAUACCUUGUUACAUUUGUGUGUAGUCUUGUUGAUCGCUUCUCUGUCCCUGCAGCUCGAUUCAGAGAACUUUUGCCACCUAAACCUCAUCAUGCGGCUUUAGGUAAUUAUGGUGAGAUUUGCAAGAAAUCAGUGGUUCUGCUCCGUCGUUUCCUUUCUCCGGAGUAUUGGCCUGAUGUGGACAUUGACCUUUACCAGAAGGUCUUAGAACCUAUUUUAUGCGGUGAAAAGGCCGAUAAGCCUGAUGAAAAACACAUCACUGCCAUGAUAAAUACGUUACAAGUUCUACGACUUCUCUUAGCCACCAAACCAAAUAGCUGGAUUCUUGACCGCAUGUCCACUAUUCAGCAUCUUGUUGAAAAAGCAUUGCGAUCCGACAACCCUGAAAUCCAAGACUGUUUACAUGGAGGGGAAGAAAACAUGGACAUUUCUCCAAAGCUGCCACCUCCGAUUAAAAGAGUUUUGGAUGCCUUGCCACAGGAAGAACCGUCAGAAGAAGAAGGGGGCAUGGAUGUUGAUAAGCCAUCUUCUGAAUUUGUGACUUUCCUUUCGACUGUAGCAACUGAGUCGAUCUCGAGCGGCAAUUAUAUGGCAGGAAUCAAUAUUCUUUGGACUCUAUCAAAGUGUCAGCCUGCGGAGAUGGACCAGCACAUUCCCCACGUUAUGAAGAUAUUCUCACAAAAACUUGCGAAGGAUCACGUUGCUGCUUACAUCAAUACGCAAUCUGCUGCAAGUCGGGCCAUGGAGCAACAAAUACAAGUGCCUGAUCCUCAUGAUCUGGAGGUUGGAAUUGAUCUAAUCUCAAAAACUAUUGACCUGAUCGCUGUUCGAAUGUCAAAUCUAGGGGAUCAGAGACGGCCUUUCCUAAGUGUAUUGGCGCAAUUAGUUGAGAGGUCACAGAAUAUUCCCCUCUGUACCAAAAUUCUCGGAAUGGUAGAGAAUUGGAUCUUCCAACCCACCGAAUCCUGGCCAACCCUUAAGGAGAAGACAGCUGUCCUGCACAAGAUGCUACUGUUCGAAUCUAGAGCUGAUUCAACAAUGCUUGGAAAAUUCUUGGAGCUUGUCAUUCGGGUCUACGAAGACCCCAAGAUUACACGAACCGAGCUCACCGUUCGACUGGAGCAUGCUUUCCUUAUUGGUACCAGAGCUCAAGAUGUUGAUAUGCGAACACGUUUCAUGUCAAUAUUUGAUAAAAGUUUAACGCGCUCCGCCAAUACUCGUCUUAGUUAUGUUCUAACCUCACAAAACUGGGACACGCUUGCGGAUUCGUUCUGGCUCACGCAAGCUUCACAACUGGUAAUGGGAUCCAUUGACAUGUCGGCGGCAGUCAAGUUACAUCCAGACGACUUUACGGUUCCUCCUGCAUCAUUCUUAUUUGGACACUCUGAGAAAGAUCCAAGUAAAGACAGUGUUGUUGUUGAUAACCACCUUGAGACUCUGGUGGCAGAACAGAAGAAGUUUUCAGCGGAGCUAGGCGACGUUAAAGCCCGGGAUAUCCUUGAACCACUCACUGAGCUCCAGCAUGCAGACCCUGAAGUUGCAUACAAGGUAUGGGUGAGCUUGUUUACGAUUUGCUGGGCCUCUUUGACUCGAGAUGAGAGAAUCGAUUUGGAAAAGGGCAUGGUAUCGCUCCUCACACGCGAGUAUCAUCAUAGACAGAUCGAUGAGCGCCCCAAUGUUGUCCAGGCGCUUCUCGAGGGAGUAAUUAGGGCUAGUCCCCGUUUCAAGAUCCCUCCCCACGUUAUGAAGUUCCUCAGCCGCACAUUUGAUGCCUGGUAUAUGGCUGCUAUUGCACUUGAACGGUAUGCGAUUGACCCGGUCAUUGAUACACCGGUAGUUCGAGAAAGUAAUUUGGAUGCUCUUGUUGAGAUAUAUGCUGGGCUGCAGGAAGAUGAUAUGUUCUAUGGUACUUGGCGACGACGCUGCAAAUUCGUAGAAACAAAUGCUGCACUGUCAUACGAACAACAAGGAAUGUGGGAUAAAUCCCAGCAGCUCUACGAAUCGGCUCAGAUCAAGGCACGCACUGGUGCUAUCCCAUUCGCCCAAGCUGAGUACUUCCUCUGGGAGGAUCACUGGAUGAUAUGUGCUCAAAAGCUCCAGCAAUGGGAGAUAUUGACUGAUUUUGCGAAGCACGAGAAUUUCAAUGACCUUCUUUUGGAGGCUACUUGGAGAAACCUGGAGAAUUGGCAGGGCGAUACUAAUCGAGAACAAAUUGACUCCCUUUUGAAGUCAGUUUCGGAUGCACCAACACCGCGCCGAACAUUUUUCCAGGCAUUUAUGUCAUUAUUAAAAUUUCACACUAAGCAGGAAUCGUUGCAGGAUUUUAACAACGUUUGUGAUGAAUCUGUCCAACUCUCCAUUCGAAAAUGGCACCAGCUUCCGAAGCGAAUCACUAACGCCCACAUUCCCAUCUUACAAAACUUCCAGCAACUUGUUGAGCUUCACGAUGCCAGUGUCAUUUGUACGAGCCUUUCGCAAACGAAUGAGCGCAACAUGGACACUAAAUCAGCCGAAUUGAAACUCCUCCUCACCACCUGGCGAGAUAGGUUACCUAACGUCUGGGACGACAUCAAUGCCUGGCAGGACCUUGUUACGUGGCGACAGCAUAUUUUCCAGUUAAUCAACUCCACUUAUCUCAACCUCCUCCCUCCGCAAACCAACAAUGUUGCAAGCAACUCAUACGCCUUCCGGGGAUACCAUGAAACGGCAUGGAUUAUCAAUAGAUUUGCUCAUGUCGCACGGAAACACCAAAUGCCGGAGGUUUGCAUUAACCAACUUAGCCGAAUCUACACCCUACCCAAUAUUGAAAUUCAAGAAGCCUUUUUGAAGUUGAGAGAACAAGCAAAGUGCCAUUACCAGAACCCGAAAGAGCUCAAUAGCGGGCUGGAAGUCAUCAAUAACACCAAUCUCAACUACUUCAACGCGCAGCAAAAGGCAGAGUUUUACACGUUGAAGGGUAUGUUUUUGGCGAAGCUGGACCAUACAAACGAAGCGAAUGAAGCAUUUGGUGUUGCCUUAUUCUAUGACUUACGACUAGCUAAGGCAUGGGCUGAAUGGGGCCAAUACAGUGACCAACGGUUCAAAGCUGAUCACUUAGAUAUAGAUCAGGCAUGCAAUGCAAUUAGCUGCUACUUGGAAGCGGCGGGCUUAUACAAGAACCACAAGUCAAGAAAACUUCUUAGCCGUAUUCUCUGGCUAUUAAGCCAAGACAAUGACGAAGGGAAGAUUGCAAGCGCUUUUGAGAGCUACAAGGGAGAUACCCCCGUAUGGUAUUGGAUUACCUUCAUACCUCAGCUUCUUACGAGUCUUGCGCAUCGGGAAGCCAAGCUAUGCAAAGCUGUGCUUGGGAAGAUUGCAAAGCUCUAUCCUCAAUCACUGUUCUUUUUGCUCAGAACUAGCCGGGAGGACUAUCUGGGCCUCAAGAAGUCGCAGGAGCAAAAACAAGAAAAGCUCAAUCGGGCAAAAGCAUCAGGUUCUCCAUCGGUAAAGAGUGGCUCUCCAGAAACCAAACCUUCUCUACUCCCAGACGGUACCGCAACAUCAAGCUCCCCGAGAACCAUAUCCUCCCCCAAACCCGCACCCCCAGUGGCAACAGGUGCACUGCCUCUAAACGACGGCGAUGCAGCUCAAAAGGAUAAGCAGCCAUGGGAGUACGCUGAUGAGACAAUGGCGGGACUGAAAACAGCUUUCCCCCUACUUGCCUUGACCAUGGAAACUAUGGUGGACCAGAUUCACAAAAACUUCAAAUGCCCACCAGACGAAGAUGCUUAUCGACUUAUUGUUGCAUUGCUCAACGAUGGUCUUGCAUACGUCGGCCGUAUGCCCACAUCCUAUGCUCAGGAUUGCAAACUUCCCCAUUCUACUGAAGCAAAUAUCACACGUUUUGCCGAGACUAUCCUUCCUGCGCACAUACGAAAAUCAUUUGAAGCUGAUUUCGUUAUCAAAAAGCCAACGAUGUAUGAGUAUAUUCAUAAGCUUCGGCGAUGGAGGGAUAAAUUUGAAGAAAAAUUGGAUCGUCGACCACAGUUCGCUCACUUGGAAUCCUUCUCUUCCCAUCUUAGUGAAUUCAAGUUCAUGAAAUUUGACGAGGUUGAAGUUCCUGGGCAAUACCUCGAGCACAACGACAAGAACCAAAAUUUUGUCCGCAUUGACCGAUUCCUACCUCACGUUGACCUUGUACGUGGAAUUGGUGUAUGUCACCGUCGUUUGAGAAUUCGUGGCCAUGACGGUAGCCUUCACACGUUUGCUGUUCAACAUCCUGCAGCCCGCCAUUGCCGACGUGAGGAGCGAAUGCUUCAGCUUUUCCGAAUUUUCAAUUGUGUUUUGAGGAAACGCAAGGAAAGUCGUCGACGUAACAUUUACUUCCACCUUCCGCUCAUGGUUCCCUUCGCACCCCAUAUCCGCCUGGUGAAAGAUGACCCGUCCUAUAUUUCUUUGCAGGGAAUAUAUGAAGAUCACUGUCGCCAGACCGGUAUGACCAAAGACGAGCCAGUCCUCUUUACAAUGGAGAAAAUGCGAGCAUUGGCGGAAGCAAAAGCGAAUGUAAGUAUCUUAGGCAACAACCAAAAUUGGACUAUAACUUUGACUGACCCCCCCCAGCGCGUUCCUGAGCAGGCAGCGGUCCUUCGCACGGAGAUAUUUGAUGCCAUUCAGAAGAAAUGGGUACCCAACACAAUUCUCCUGCAAUAUGUCCAGCAAACAUAUCCAAAUUUCGCAGAUUUCUGGCUCUUCCGGCGGCAAUUCUCGUAUCAAUAUGCUGCAAUAGCAUUUAUGACCUAUGUGAUGCAUAUGAGCAACCGAUACCCUAGCAAGAUACACAUCUCUCGACGGACGGGCGAUAUUUGGAGCUCUGAGUUAAUUCCUGCAAUGAACUCUGCAAGAGCUAUAUUCUACAACCCUGAACAAGUACCAUUCAGGUUGACUCCGAACAUCCAAACUUUGAUGGGCCCCUUGACAACGGAGGGUAUCUUCGCGUGUGCCAUCAUGGCUAUUGCUCGCUGUCUCACCGAGCCAAGGCUUGAACUGGAACAGCAGCUUAGCAUAUUCGUACGGGAUGAGCUUGUAAUGUGGGCCAGUGCGCAGCAGCGUGUUCUGCAACAGCUUAAGGAUAUGGUGCAAAGCAACAUCGACUAUAUUGUCAACCGGGCAGCCAGCUUGACAAGUUCUCCAGAUGGCAAUCUCCCUGCGAAUCAAUCGGUUAUUGACCUGAUUUCUCGCUCUGUUAACCCUCAUAACCUUGCGCAAUGCGAUGCUUUAUGGAUGCCAUACAUGUGA